Archocentrus centrarchus (flier cichlid) is the source of this 1556-nucleotide messenger RNA. It is a transcript of the gene drc10, whose product is annotated as dynein regulatory complex subunit 10. NCBI's taxonomy places the organism in Eukaryota, Metazoa, Chordata, Actinopteri, Cichliformes, Cichlidae. Gene Ontology annotation, molecular function: protein binding. The record is from RefSeq and is a predicted model, not a curated record. The coding region runs from base 232 to 1449 and encodes 405 amino acids. The transcript is spliced from 6 exons.
UAUUAAUUUGUUUUAAGUAUGAUAAAAAAAAAUAUUCAUAAAUAUAGAUUUUGUCAACAUAAGCUGUCUGCAAAAUGAGCAAACUGAAACGGUCACGGGCAAUAUUGGUUUCCUAGCAACAGGCAAAACCCUACACACAAGCCGACGCACAUCGACAGGUCCUGAAGCAGCGACACAGCCCCAGACUACCACCCCCAAGUUUGACUGUUGUCAAAGCCAUUGAGUGUCAACAUGUCUGCAGAAUGUCCAACGUUGCUGCCAAACAGCCAGAAGUCAGAAGAUGUUCAGCUGUUACAGAACAAGAACCUCUCUAUUGAGGCUCAACGUAUUUUAAGCAUACUUAAAAACUGCAUCAGUAAAAUUGAGACUGCAGCAGUUUUGCCCGCUCUCCUCCAGCUUAACAGUGUGUCUGGUAUUGGUGACACAGACUUGAGGAAGAUACUUCAAGAGCAUCAGCUGUUAGUGGAAAGACUGGAGAAACUAGAAGAUCUAAAGCAGGAGUCAGAUGGAGAACAAGAGAGAGAUGCUGAGGAAGCAGGAGAAGAGGCGAGAGCUCAGCUUGAAAAUGACCUCAAGAACUCUGUCAGGGAUUUGCUCCGGUAUUUCCGAGCCCAUCCAGAUGGCAUUAUUGGCUUGAGGGCAGAGCUAGAUAUGAAAGUAGAGGAAAAUGAGUACAAAUUAAUUAAAGGACUAAAAAUGCUUCAUAACCACAUGGUAGAAAAGUUACUGGUAAGCCCGGAUGAGGAGGUACAGCAGAUCCUGAACCAGGAGUCUUUACCCUCUGCACAAAAGCUGGAGGGAAAGAUUUCAUGGGAGGAAGAAGAAGUAGCUAGAGCUUUGAAGCAAGUAGAUGCAGAGAUGUCUCAGAAAGAAGACAAAAUCAAACACUUGGAGAGUUUGCUGCAGGCGUGCAGCACACAAGAAGGUAAUAUGUCAGAAGAUAACAUGUCACCUUUUGAAGACCAACAGAUCCAGGCACACAUUAAGAAAUCAAAGCGUGACCAGGAUUAUUUACAGCAGGAAAUCAAUAAACAGAAAACUCAGCUCAGAAAUGUGAUGCUUGAAAACAGAAAGGCUGAGAGGUUACUCCAAGAGAAGAAUGAAAAGGUGCAGGCGGAAGUUGACUUGUUAAUCCAAAAGUUUGAUGAUGAAAUGGAAAGAAUCCAGGCCAACCUGGAGGUGGAUGAAAGUGCUUUUGAAAUGGAGGAAAGGGAGUGGAAGAUGCUGGAGAAACCCUUUGCUGAUCUGGAGAUGGAGUGCAGUCAGAUCCAGGAGAGGCGGCGGCUAGCUGAAGAGAAGAGAAAAGAGGAGAUCAGAGAGCUGCAGUUGAAGACCAAAGCUGCCAUUGUGGUCCAGGCCUUGUGGAGAGGCUACAGUGUUCGCAAGGCCUUAAAGAAUAAGGGCAAAAAGAAGAAGGCCAAAAAGGGCAAAGGCAAAAAGACCAAAUAAACCAUGUCUGGUUUCAUCAUUGUUUCUACACCAGCACACAUUCCUCAUGAAGAGCAUGAAUGUUUUUGGAUGUUUUAUGUUUUUAAAUAAAGUCUUUAUGUGUCAAA